UAAUAAGUGUCCAGGCGCGUGUUUCCUCGGCUCAGUGAAGGUGUAGAAAGUGAGAAGAAGCAGCAGAUCGGUGCUCUGUAAACCACCUCAGUGACAAUGGGCAAGAUCGAGUGGGCAAUGUGGGCUAAUGAACAAGCUCUAGCGGCUGGACUCAUUUAUCUCACUGGUGGCAUCGUAGGAGUGGCAGGUCAGUUCAGAGACUGGGAGUUCGCUGCUUAUGGGAUAGCUGCAGGUGUGUUCGUGUGUGUGCUGGAGUACCCACGCAGCAGGAGAGCCAAAGGAACCAGUGUUGCGAGAACUGGUCAGUAUUGCUUCACUGUGUGUGUCAAGGCAUUUGGCCCUCUGACUAGAAAUUACUACGUUCGAGCAGUACUUCAUGCGGCGCUCAGUGUUCCUGGAGGUUUCAUGCUUGCGACAGUUUUAGGCUGUGUCUGUCUUGGGAUAGCCAGUCUUAUCUACUUCUCAGCAGCCAUUCACGGCGAGCACUGGGAACCCAUUUUGCCAAAGGAAGAACCCAUGAAACGUGUUGCUCCAAGCAUCAGGCAGCCCCCUCAGAACCCCCCACCACGCCCUCCUCCUGAGAUUCGCAGGAAGAGAACGGAUGACCUCGAGGCUGCAUCAUAUACCAACCCCAUGCCUGUGACUGCCGACGAACAAUGAACAGCCAAAUCGUAAGGAUUCUAAUUCAGCUGGCACACCGAGGGGGAGGGAGAGAGAAAGGACGGAGUACCUGCUGCACCAACGAGACAGAAGUGCAUACACACUUUACUGCAGAAUCACUCCGUUCACAUGAACGACUUUUAAAGAGAUGUGUUCGGUCCUGUUUGCAGUCUUAAUGUCAUGUUACUGCUUAUUUUAUCAGUGUUUUUGUGAGGUAGUUUGCAAGAAGAUGGUCUGGUCACACACUGAUUAUUCUGCUUCUGUCACACUAUGGAGAAGAUUUAUACAGCUUUGUACAGUUGAGUGCAAAAGUUUGUGCACCCUUACAUCACAUUCAUGAUACAGUACCAACCCUCAAAUUAAUUCAAGAUAUGACUGGUUUUAAUUACAGUCAUAAUUAUUAAAUAACACAACAAUGAAAGGAAUGAAAUAAUAUUUCUGAAUCCUAACGUUCAUUCCACUUGUCUUGGAGGAUUUUAUCUUCAACUCUUUGGUCAGAUCUUAGUCAUGGCAAAGUGCUCCGGACUUUGAACCUGUUUGAACUUUUAAUAUAAAAAUUAAAUAAAUUCACUGAGGUUUGUGAAAAGGGGUGCAAACGUUUUUUGAGAUUGCUAAGAGAGCUCGUUAGACUCGUUUGCUUUGAUAUUAAGAUACUCGAAACCAGGGAGGUGCACUCAACUGUACAUUGUACAGAUAAGUAUUACUGUUGACCAAAAAAUCCUAGUGUGUACACGUCAUACUGGAUGAUUUUUCUGUCCAAAACCACCACAAUUAGUUAACACCCGCAUUCGUUCAGAAGGUGUGUAUGAACACGUGUGUGUGUGUGUGUGUGUAUAAAAUCACAAAAAGGGCUGAACUUGGGAUUUUUGUCUUCAAGGAAAUGAAAGCAAAACUCACUGGUGAUUAAUAAUCUAUGUGCUUCAUAUGUCAUCAAUCUGUCAGUGUAUUUAUAUUAUCACAAUUUUAUAAUUUUUUUUUACAUAUAUAUAUGUAUAUUUUAAUAUCUACACUGUUUCAAAAAGAACAAAUGUUAAUGAAACAUCCGAUAGACUGAUACAGUAUAUCUGUACCGACAAUAGGGUGCAUCAGUUGCCCUCACUUUCAUAAAAUCUGAUGCGUUUUUGUCUGGGUGUUCUUUUUCACCAAUAAAGACAUCCUGUAAAAUUUUUGGACCAUAUUCAAAAGUCUAAUGGUGGCACCAUGAGGUUCAUUUUUUUUUUUGCCAAAAAAACGCUUAUUUUAUGUUCCCGCGUAAGGUUUGAAUCACAAUGUUGGACUCCGUUUAUUGAUUUCUUGUGACCCAGAGAUCAUGUUAAGAACCUUUUGCAAGGGACUGAGAAGCGUUAAUGUGAUUCAUAAUACAUUUGUAUUGUUUAAAAGUAGUUGAACAAUGAUUCAAUGACCCGCUAAAACUCAAACUGUGCUUGAUAAUAUAUUUAGAAUAUGCACUAAAAAUGUGUAUCUAAGAUAUUUGGUAUACUCUAUAAGAUGCCAUAAUGUUUCAUGAAAAGUGAUCGAAAUUUUGUCAUAAAAUAGCAGCUUUUUCCAUAACUUUGAGCUCCUGGUGCCACCAUUAAACUUUAGAAUUUUGUCAAAAUAUUUCACCCAGUGUGUUUCCUUACCAAAAGGAACAUGAUCGAAGGAACUUUUCAUUUUUAGGGGGCUACUGAUGCACCUUAACCGACAAAUCUGUUUUUUAUUUGGACUGUGUUACAGCUCUGUAUUCAGUGAUAAUAAAUAGCCUACUAUAUGUCA
Molecule: messenger RNA, 2415 nt
Organism: Neoarius graeffei (lesser salmon catfish)
Lineage: Eukaryota; Metazoa; Chordata; Actinopteri; Siluriformes; Ariidae
Gene: cyba
Product: cytochrome b-245 light chain
Exons: 6
Coding region: 97-660 (187 amino acids)
Biological process (GO): superoxide anion generation
Cellular component (GO): NADPH oxidase complex
Molecular function (GO): heme binding
Source: RefSeq, a predicted model, not a curated record